This is a messenger RNA of Oikopleura dioica, 1089 nucleotides long. Lineage: Eukaryota; Metazoa; Chordata; Appendicularia; Copelata; Oikopleuridae. The record is from the annotation of a GenBank genome assembly.
AUGCAGAGCUCGAACACAGGCUUCGGAAUCGGAGCGAACGCGCUUCAAAGUCAGCUUCAACUGCUUCGCCAGGGUGGUGCGGGCACUUUAGGUACGCAAGGAAUGCCACUAGAUAGAUCUCCGAGGACACCGAAAUGCGCACGAUGCCGCAAUCACGGAGUAGUAUCAGCCCUCAAAGGACACAAACGCUUCUGUAGAUGGAAGGACUGCCAAUGUGCGAAGUGUUCAUUGAUCGCGGAACGUCAACGAGUUAUGGCGGCACAGGUAGCUCUUCGAAGACAACAAGCGCAAGAAGAGAAUGAAGCGAGACAGCUGCAAAUUUUGAUGGCAUCGGCAAGUCAAGCUCAACCAGUUCCGACCGCUUCUCAGAGACUGAACUUGUCUCCACCGGCACUUCCAGCUAUUGAAAUGAAUCUCGAUCAAAGCCAAGCCAAUGAGUCCACCAAAAAGAGGAAGCGAUCAGCUGAGAACGACAGCUCUCCUGAGAUUGCGCUCAAACGUCCCUACGAAGAGCAAGCGAAUCAUCAAGCAGAACCAAAUCCAAACGAAACUGAAGCGACCAAGCAACCGUCUGAGUUUCAGUUGCAGCUUAUAACGCUUCAAAAAUGUUUCCCACAGAAACCAAAAGCGCUGCUUCUAAAAGCACUUCAAGAUCAUAACGGAAACAUCGUCAACGUGCUAAAUUCUCUGGCAGAAACUUCUCCGCCAUCGUCGACCAGUUCCUCGAAUGCGCCACUGUCAGCUCCACUCGAUAUUCAAGUACCAGAAGAGCGGGUCAAUUCUAUUGUGCAAAACGUCGUCUCUUCGUCCGCUGUGGCGCUGCCCCCACGAACGGUGCCCUCGCUUUUCCCGAGAUUCGAUCAACUGCCAAUGCUGCCAGGUUUCCCACAAUUGCGUGGAUUUAAUCCUCUGUUCCGAGCCGGUGUGCCGCCCUUAUCAAUGUAUCCUGCGCGACAUUUUUUCCAUUCUUUUAUGCCACCAAAUCUCCCUCAUGGUUCUCCAGUUUCUGAAGACUACGCUCAAAUCGAAGAGCAGCCGGAUUCUCCAGAGAAAGACAUCAAAUCGUCUCCAAACAGCAACGAAGAAUAA